Messenger RNA from Pan troglodytes (chimpanzee), 3791 nucleotides. It is a transcript of the gene RUBCNL, whose product is annotated as rubicon like autophagy enhancer. Lineage: Eukaryota; Metazoa; Chordata; Mammalia; Primates; Hominidae. Bases 1379 to 3370 code for a protein of 663 amino acids. Gene Ontology annotation, cellular component: intracellular membrane-bounded organelle; autophagosome membrane. The transcript is spliced from 17 exons. Gene Ontology annotation, biological process: autophagosome-lysosome fusion; autophagosome maturation; autophagosome-endosome fusion. Gene Ontology annotation, molecular function: phosphatidylinositol phosphate binding. The record is from RefSeq and is a predicted model, not a curated record.
GAAGUGCUGGCGGCUAAGGGCACGUGAGCAGCCGCCACUCCUUCCGCGUUGGCUCUUGCGCCGGGGUCGUUGUUUCGUGACAACCACUCAGGUAGCCGUUUCUGAGACGGCAGAUGCGGCCGCUUUAGCCCUGAGCUGGCUCCGCGGCUCCCUGGACGGUCUCUGCCAAGUGCCCGACUCUUCUCUUCCGGACUCCACGCCAAGCAGCGACCCUGAGCCAACAGCCAGAGCGCCCAGAAAUGGCGGCCUGGACUGCCUCGCACUGGCCAGUCAAGGGGAUCCUGAAGAACAAGACCUCUACAGCUUCCUCUAUGGUGGCCUCGGCUGAACAGCCCAGCGGGAGUGUCGAGGAGGAGCUGAGCAAAAAAUCCCAGAAGUGGGAAGAAAUGAACAUCCUGGCGACAUAUCAUCCAGCGGACAAAGACUAUGGUUUAAUGAAAAUAGAUGAACCAAGCACUCCUUACUGUCGUAAGAUGGGUGAUGGUGAAGAUGCGUGUAGUGGUACAGAAACCACUGAAGCCGUGGCACCAGAUAUCUUAGCUAAGAAAUUAGCUGUUGCUGAAGGCUUGAACCCAAAGUAUCGGGUUCAGGAACAAGAAAGCAGUGGAGAGGAGGCUAGUGACCUCUCACCUGAAGAACGAGAAGAAAGGCGACAAUUUCCAAUGAAAAGGAAGCUUCACUACAAUGAGGGACUCAAUAUCAAACUAGCUAGAGAAUUAAUUUGAAAAGACCUACAUGAUGACAAAGAUGAAGAAAUGUUAAAGACUGCAGAUGGAGAAAGCAUGAAGACGGAAGAAUCAAAUCAAAGCUCUACAACAAGUGACCGACGGCAAAACACAUUCAGUUCUGUCCUUCCGGUAUAAUUCUGGAUGAACACAGGCUGUUCAGAAGAGCCUGCAGACAAUGACCUAGUGUACUUUGUGGCCUGAGAUGGAGUUGCACUCUUGUUGCCCAGGCUGGAGCACAAUGGCACGAUCUCAGCUCACUACAACCUCCGCCUCCUGGGUUCAAGCGAUGCUCCUGCCUCAGCCUCCUGAGUAGCUGAGAUUACAGGUUCUCCUAGCACCACCAUGAUCUCAGGACUAACCACUGCACACCCGUGAUGGGAUUCCAAACCUUCGCUGCAAGAGGACAAGGUGACGAGUUGCUGACAGUGAAGGCUGAACUAACGCGGACAGUGAAGUGCUACAUGAGUCGGACUCAGACUCCAGGUGAAGCAGCCAGCAGAGGUCAGAGAGAGACAGCUCACGUUCCGGAAUAGCUCUCCAGACCCCCAGCUGGCCAUGUGGUGAGUUCAGGGCCCAAAUCAAGUAGUACCAGCAACCAGGGAACUCCUAUCUGUUUUGAAUGGAUUCACACCAGCCACAAGCCUGGAAAGAUGGUGUCACAGUUUACAGUCAGGCAGGAUUCUCCUGUGGAGCCCUGGGAAGGGAUCAGCGAUCACUCUGGCAUUAUUGAUGGUUCGCCCAGACUCCUGAACACUGACCAUCCUCCUUGCCAAUUAGACAUCAGGCUCAUGAGGCACAAAGCUCUCUGGAUUAACCCCCAGGAUGUGCAGCAACAGCCGCAGGACUUGCAAUCUCAGGUGCCAGCAGCAGGGAACAGUGGGACCCAUUUUGUGACAGAUGCUGCCUCUCCCUCAGGCCCUUCACCUUCGUGCCUCGGGGACUCCCUGGCAGAGACAACGUUGUCUGAGGAUACCACAGACUCUGUUGGCAGCGCUUCUCCCCAUGGCUCGAGUGAAAAGAGUAGCAGCUUCUCUCUGUCCUCAACAGAGGUACACAUGGUCCGCCCAGGAUACUCUCAUCGGGUGUCUCUGCCCACAAGCCCUAGGAUUUUGGCCACCUCCCCAUAUCCUGAGACUGACAAUGCUUUUUUUGAGCCUUCCCAUCUGACAUCUUCUGCUGAUGAAGGUGCUGUUCAAGUCAGUAGAAGAACCAUUUCUUUGAAUUCCUUCUCACCAGAGGUAUUUGUGCUGCCUGUUGAUGUAGAAAAGGAAAAUGCCCACUUUUAUGUUGCAGAUAUGAUUAUAUCAGCAAUGGAGAAAAUGAAGUGUAACAUUCUGAGUCAACAGCAGACAGAGAGCUGGAGUAAAGAAGAAGUCAGUGGGUUACUUGGGAGUGAUCAGCCUGACUCUGAAAUGACUUUUGAUACCAACAUAAAGCAAGAGUCUGGGUCUUCUACUUCUUCAUACAGUGGCUAUGAAGGUUGUGCUGUGUUACAGGUCAGCCCAGUGACUGAAACACGUACUUACCAUGAUGUGAAAGAGAUUUGCAAAUGCGAUGUUGAUGAAUUCGUUAUUUUAGAGCUUGGAGAUUUUAAUGAUAUCACAGAAACCUGUAGCUGUUCCUGCAGCUCCUCUAAGAGUGUCACUUAUGAGCCAGACUUCAAUUCUGCAGAACUAUUAGCCAAAGAGCUGUACCGCGUGUUCCAGAAGUGCUGGAUACUGUCAGUAGUUAAUUCUCAGCUGGCAGGUUCCCUGAGUGCAGCUGGCUCGAUAGUCGUAAAUGAAGAGCAUGUCCGAAAAGACUUUGAAUCCAGUAUGAAUGUAGUACAGGAAAUUAAAUUUAAGUCUAGGAUCAGAGGGACUGAAGACUGGGCUCCUCCUAGAUUUCAAAUCAUAUUUAAUAUUCAUCCACCACUCAAGAGGGACCUUGUGGUGGCAGCCCAGAAUUUUUUCUGUGCCGGCUGUGGAACUCCAGUAGAGCCUAAGUUUGUGAAGCGGCUCCGGUACUGCGAAUACCUAGGGAAGUAUUUCUGUGACUGCUGCCACUCAUAUGCAGAGUCGUGCAUCCCUGCCCGAAUCCUGAUGAUGUGGGACUUCAAGAAGUACUACGUCAGCAAUUUCUCCAAACGGCUGCUCGACAGCAUAUGGCACCAGCCCAUUUUCAAUUUGCUGAGCAUCGGCCAAAGCCUGUAUGCGAAAGCCAAGGAGCUGGACAGAGUGAAGGAAAUUCAGGAGCAGCUCUUCCAUAUCAAGAAGCUGUUGAAGACCUGUAGGUUUGCUAACAGUGCAUUAAAGGAGUUCGAGCAGGUGCCGGGACACUUGACUGAUGAGCUCCACCUGUUCUCCCUUGAGGACCUGGUCAGGAUCAAGAAAGGGCUGCUGGCACCCUUACUCAAGGACAUUCUGAAAGCUUCCCUUGCACAUGUGGCUGGCUGUGAGCUGUGUCAAGGAAAGGGCUUUAUUUGUGAAUUUUGCCAGAAUACGACUGUCAUCUUCCCAUUUCAGACAGCAACAUGUAGAAGAUGUUCAGCGUGCAGGGCUUGCUUUCACAAACAGUGCUUCCAGUCCUCCGAGUGCCCCCGGUGUGCGAGGAUCACAGUGAGGAGAAAACUUCUGGAAAGUGUGGCCUCUGCAGCAACAUGAUGCCCCUGAGUACUGUGAAAAAGACUGUUCAACAUGCCUUAUGAUAACACCGAUUUGUGUCUAUUAUUGGUGACGUUGUUUUAGAUAUUGGGUAUUGUAUAUUAAGGAAAAAGAUGGUCUAUAUUCUCUUUAUUGCAUAUACUUAAUGUUUCAAAAGAAUGCAGAUUCUGUGUUUAAGCACAGGGCUGAUAGUAGUGGUUUUGUUUACAAAUGUUCUGUUUUGGCUGCUAUUGGUUUUUUAAAGAGGUUUUUUAUACUUUUGUAUUUGAAUAGUUAUGUUUCACUGAUGCUGAGCCAGUUUGUAUGUGUGUGCAUAUAUGUGAACUGUAACUGACAAGAUGAAUUACUCAAUUUCUCUUCCUCUAAAGCUUGUUUGAUGAAACUGGUUGGUCCUUUCAGUGAACAAAAAUAUGACCCCAAA